This is a messenger RNA of Erigeron canadensis, 3282 nucleotides long. Its product is annotated as ubiquitin carboxyl-terminal hydrolase 8-like. Lineage: Eukaryota; Viridiplantae; Streptophyta; Magnoliopsida; Asterales; Asteraceae. The transcript is spliced from 13 exons. Bases 73 to 2874 code for a protein of 933 amino acids. Gene Ontology annotation, biological process: protein deubiquitination. Gene Ontology annotation, molecular function: cysteine-type deubiquitinase activity. The record is from RefSeq and is a predicted model, not a curated record.
AUCAUCAGCCAUUUUUAUCGUUUUUACUUGUUAUCAAAAUUUUUUUGCAGUGGGGGGUUUUGUUACAUUCUCAUGAACCAUCGUCUCUUCUUCAAGGGCCGAUUGAUUCAAAUCUUCGCUUUCUCUCUCCUCACCAACUUUCUCUCUCUAAAAAUCCGUCAAUUCAUAUCCAAAACCCUAGAUUUCCUCUUCAACAUGGAUUCUCUCUUCUUCUCCGCAGAUUCCGCCGAUGACGACGCCUCUUUUUUCGGAACCUCCUCCUCGUCCUUCCGUACGAUUAACAGUCUCUCUGACCUAGACGAGGAACGCCUUUAUUUAGUUAAUCACAGGUGGUGGAGUGAGACUAGAGAGGCUUUAUUUAAGGAUAUCAAUGAGGCGGUUACGUACGGUGCGAGUUCGUGUUUGGUUGAUGAAUUUGAAUCGGAGAUUGUUUUGGAAAUGAGAAGAAGUGAGGAUGAUUGUGAGAAUGUAGAAGAACAAGAGUUAGGAGUUUCCGGACGCGAGUAUGCGUUGGUUUCCGAGUGGAUGUUUUAUCGAGCUCUUAAAUGGCAUUUUGAUAUGAAAAGUGUUGGGAACUUAGGAGCCACAGAACAUAAUAAGGCAGACUUGUUUUCUUUGCAAGUCAGGCUUUCAACUUCUGCAACAACAAAUGCAUUGGUUGUAAGAAUAAGUCAAAAGGGAAAUAUGAUUGGAUCUUUUAAUAAGGCCUGUCAAAUAUUUUGUGUCAAGCCUGGCGUGUCAAAGAUAUGGGAUUUUUCAGGACAAAUAACCAAGCUUUUUCUACAAGGCAGCGCACUAUCGGAUUUACCUGAACAAGGAAAUGAAGAGAUUUUCUUGGAAUUGCAAUUUUAUGGAUUGUAUGAUGAUAUAAUGCAUAAAGAAAAUGAGAUGGCAGUUGAUGACUGGAAUGGCUCACUGAAGGUGAACGGCUACUCUGACAAAGUCAACUCAUAUGUUAGAUAUGACCGUCAACCACUUACUAAUAGCUCCAGUGAAGCGUAUAAUUUGGGUUUGACCGGAUUGUACAAUCUUGGAAACACGUGUUUUAUGAAUAGCGCUAUCCAGUGCUUGGUGCAUACUCCACAGCUUGUCGAUUAUUUCCUUGGAGACUUCAGAAAGGAUCUAAACUUUGAAAAUCCACUAGGCAUGAAUGGGAAGCUUGCUCUAGCAUUUGGAGACUUGCUAAGGCAGCUAUGGACACCUGGAGCUACUUCGGUGGGCCCACGAGUAUUCAAGUCAAGGCUAUCUGACUUCGCUCCUCAGUUUAGUGGCUACAAUCAGCAUGAUUCCCAAGAGUUUCUUGCUUUUCUACUUGAUGGGCUCCAUGAAGAUUUGAAUCGAGUUAAAAUUAAGCCUUAUAAUGAGAUAAAAGAUGUGGAUGGGACAUCAGACAAAGAAGUAGCAGAUGAACACUGGCGGAACCAUUUGGCUCGCAAUGACUCCAUAAUAGUUGGCACGUGCCAGGGUCAGUAUCGGUCAACUUUGAUAUGUCCUCUUUGCACGAAGCAUUCAGUUACUUUUGAUCCAUUCUUAUAUCUGUCCUUGCCGUUGCCUUCAACAAAAACAAGAACUAUGACGUUGACGAUAUUGAGCACUGAUGGAUCAACUUUGCCAAUUCCAGUUAGUGUGACUGUUCCUAAAAAUGGAAAGUUUAAGGAUCUUAUUCAGGCUUUGAGCACUGCCUGUUCUUUGGGCGAUCAUGAAACAUUACUGGUAGCUGAGGUAUACAACAACCGCAUUCUUCAUGUCUUGGAUAAGCCAGGUGACUCCAUAGAGCUGGUUAGGGAUAAUGAUACGCUUGUUGCUUACAGGCUACUAAAGGACGAGGAUUCAUUGCCUUUAGUUGUGUUUACACAUUUUCAUUUCGACGAUGGAAAGUUUCAAGUUCAACCUUACAAAAAGUUCGGGAUUCCUCUAGCAGCUAGGAUUCCUGAUUGUAGUGAUGGUUCUGAGAUUCAUAAGAAGUUCCUUCAAGUGCUUCACCCAUUUCUUAUGCCAGAAGAAUUAUCCUUGGAUGUUUUUGAUGAUCCCAUAGACACUGUCAAUCAAGAAACUGAAAUGGAUGAUAAAGUUGAUGGCAUGGUAGUAAAUGAUGUUUUGAACACUGAAUUGGAUGAUAAAGCCGAUGACAUGGCAAUUAAUGACGUCUCGAACAGUGAAAUGAAUGAAAAGGUCAACGAUAUUGCAAUUAAGGAUGUUUCAGAGAGUGAUGUAAAUGGAAACUUUGAGUUUUAUGAGGACCGUGACAGGCUUUUUUUAGAAAGUGAUAAGAUAGUGAUGGAUAAACCAUUAUCAAUCCCGGAAUUCGGGAAUCUCUCUGUGUUUGUUUUGUGGCCAGAUGAAAUGUUGAGACGGUAUGAUACUUCCAUUCUAAGCCAUUUACCAGGAACAGGGGGGUUUCCAUUACUUGCAAACAAGCCUCCAGAGUCGGUUUCGUUAUAUAAAUGUCUUGAAGCAUUCUUGAAGGAAGAACCGUUGGGACCUGAAGACAUGUGGUACUGCCCUAAAUGCAUGAAGCAUUGCCAAGCUAGCAAAAAGUUGGAUCUCUGGAGAUUACCAGAAGUUCUGAUUAUUCAUUUGAAGAGAUUUUCAUACAACCAGUUUUUCAAGGACAAAUUGGAAACUUUUGUUGACUUCCCUGUUGAUGAUUUUGACCUUUCAAAUUACACCGUUCAUAAGGAUUCCCAGUCUUCUUUUCGCUACAAACUGUAUGCUGUCAGUAACCACUAUGGUGGAAUGGGUGGUGGCCACUACACUGCUUUUGCUCAGUCUGGCGAGCAGUGGUAUGAGUUCAAUGACAGCCAUGUCUUCCCCGUUAGUGAAGACCAGAUCAAGACAUCUGCAGCCUAUGUUCUAUUUUACAAGAGAAUUUGAGAUAUAGACCAAUAUACACCUGCUAGUCGGUGGAAUUUGUGUAGGACAGGACAGUCGUCAAAGUUUCAAGUUUUUUGGCCCAAUGGUUUAGAGGUUGAAACAGAAAGCCUUUAAAGUCGAUUACAUCUUGUGCAGAUUUGGGGCCAUUAUACAUUACAUCUGAUAGAAAAUAGUUUUUCCAUUACAAUUAGAGUGCCCUGUGUUGUACAUGUACUUAGAUUAGACUACAGAUUUUGCCAGUGGCCACCUCAAUUUCUUGGAUCAAUAGCUUUAGCUUCAGUUUCAGCUGCAGCUUCUGAGGCAUCGUUUCUCGGUCUUGGUUUUACAACCUUUGCUUGGUUUCUGGCCUAGUUAUGUUUGGUUAACUUGCCUUUUUACUAACCUCAUUUAUAUGAACUCUUUUCUACC